This is a messenger RNA of Fundulus heteroclitus (mummichog), 4912 nucleotides long. Its product is annotated as tensin-like. The transcript has 30 exons. Lineage: Eukaryota; Metazoa; Chordata; Actinopteri; Cyprinodontiformes; Fundulidae. The coding region runs from base 68 to 4723 and encodes 1551 amino acids. Gene Ontology annotation, biological process: fibroblast migration. The record is from RefSeq and is a predicted model, not a curated record. Gene Ontology annotation, molecular function: protein binding.
UACGAGGUCCUGCAAAAGUGUGGAGAUUCGGAGAAAGCAGUUAGGGAGUCAAAUCUUGAUUGAGGCCAUGGAGGAGAGUUAUGAAGUGGACCUCGUCUACAUCACGGAGAGGAUCAUCUCCCUCUCUUUCCCCGCUGGAGCCGAGGAGCGCAGCUACAUCAACAACCUCAAAGAGGUGGCGGCAAUGCUGCGAUCCAAGCAUGGAGAACACUACCUGGUGCUCAACCUGAGCGAGCAGAGGAACGACUUAACGAAGUUAAACCACAAGGUUCUUGAGUUUGGCUGGCCAGAUCAUCAUGCGCCAGCGCUGGACAAGAUCUGCAGCAUGUGCAAAGCCAUCGACACAUGGCUUGGCGGAGACCAGCGCAACGUGGUGCUGCUGCACAACAAGGGAAAUCGAGGCCGAACAGGCGUAGUGGUGGCUGCAUACAUGCACUACAGCAACAUAUCUGCAAGUGCUGACCAGGCACUAGACAGGUUUGCCAUGAGGCGUUUCUACGAGGACAAAGCUCUUCCUAUGGGUCAGCCGUCACAGAGAAGGUAUGUGCAAUAUUUUAACGGCCUCCUGUCUGGGCACAUAAAGAUCAACAACAAGCCCCUCUUUCUGCAUCAUGUCAUCAUGCAUGGCAUACCCAACUUUGAAUCCAAAGGAGGAUGCCGGCCGUUCCUGAAGAUCUACCAAGCGAUGCAGCCGGUCUAUACGUCCGGGAUAUACAAUGUGCAAGGAGACAGCAAUACCAGUAUCUGUAUCACCAUUGAACCUGGGCUACUUCUGAAAGGAGACAUUCUGCUGAAGUGUUACCACAAGAGGUACAGGAGCCCGACCAGAGACGUGGUGUUCAGGGUGCAGUUCCACACCUGUGCUAUCCAUGACCUUGGGGUGGUUUUUGGGAAGGCUGAACUCGAUGAGACGUUUAAAGAUGAAAGGUUCCCAGAGUAUGGAAAGGUGGAGUUUGUGUUCUCAUAUGGACCUGCAAAAAUCAGAGGUCUCGACCACUUGGAGAACGGGCCCAGCGUCUCUGUGGACUACAACACCCAGGACCCCCUUAUCCGCUGGGACUCAUAUGAGAGCUUCAGCCAUCCCAGCGAGGACACAGCAGACACAGAGAACGAUGUUGGUCAUACUCAAGGUCCACUUGAUGGAAGUCUUUAUGCCCGGGUCCGAAAGAAAGACUCUUUGGAGGGAGUUGUUACCAUCAAUGGCCUUCCAGUCCGUGAAAACCCCUUGACAAAUACAGAGAGUUCAUUGCAGCAAUCUAACCAUCAUCUUCAAAAGACUGAGCAGUCCCUUCCUGUGGCAGGACACACUUCCCUCCCUGCUGUAGAUCAUACACUUUCUGUGAGCAGUGACUCAGGCAACUCUACCGCAUCUGUCAAGACUGAUCGCACUGAUGAGCACAGCCAUUCCCUGCACACAGCUGCAGGUCACAACAACCCAACAACAGCCCACCCAACACUUAGCCCACAUGAGAAACGAGAAUUAAACCAGCUUUUAAGCGGCCUUGAGCCACCAAAUCAGCGACAGGCUUAUCUGUCCACAUCUACCAGUCCAGGGGGAGGGGUUCGCCACCUUGUUCCAGCACAGGUGCAUGUCAACGGGGCCCAUACCAGGCUUCUUGGGGCACCAUCAACAGAGGAGCGUGAAACCGAUAUCCUUGAUGACGAGCUUCCUAAUAGCCAAGAGGGCAAUAGUGUGGAUAGUUUGGGUACCCUCUCAUCAUUAGAGGGUCAGGCAACACCAGCUAGCCUCUACUACCAAUCACAAACACCAGUUAGUGGCCAGAACGACGGCCUAUAUCUUGAGAGAAACGUUCUUGGGGAACAGCUGAACGAAAUGCCUGUGCAUGGAGUGCGAACUCCUACAGCAAUGCAGGAAAGGUCCGUAGACUCACCUUCGCCCCAGGGGGGAUACAACAACUACCAAAAUGGAGGAGGGAUGUACCGUUCCCAGUCCUUCGGUAAUCAGCCACCCAGUAGCCCUGAGACCAACCCUAAAAUAAUGCCCAAGGCCCCUGAGAGGAGCACCAGCAGUCGAGAAGCAGUUCAAAGAGGUCUUAACCACUGGCACCAGCAUAGUCUUCCAGAUGAUCCCUUUGGGCCUCCUCCUCAGUCGACCCACAGCCUGCCUCAUUUCCCAACCUCAGCCUCACAGCGAGACAUUGAGCAGUCCAUAGAGGCACUAAACAUGCUGAUGCUUGAUUUAGAUCCAAUUAACUCACACAUGUCUAAGUCGCACAGUGCACCUCCUGGAGAUAACACCCUCAGUUCAUCCCAAAUACCCUUUUCCCAGACCCUGGCUAGGCCAUCCUACCAAGGGGAUUCUGCCAUCCAUGGCUACAACUCUGGAUCAGUGAACAAUACCUAUCAUCAGCCACUACGGACAGCUGGGAGGGUUCCAGUGCCAAACCAGAGUCCUGUCACAGAGUCUCCAACAUGCUCCCCCCAAAGGUCCAAUUCUAGCUACCAAUACCAGAACACCACCCCAACACACACUCCUGAGCCCUACCUCCACACAUGUCAAGCAACCCACCACUACCCCAUUGAUACUUCUGCUAAUCUUAGCCAGCAGUCUCCCCAGAAACUGACAAACUCAACAAGCAGAGUUUCACACUCCCCAGACUCACAUGGGCAAUCUCCUUACCAAGGAUACAGCACCUCUUCUUCACCUCUUCCUGCCCUCACACCCCAACCCAAGGAUUUGUCUUCUUCUCCCUUGCCAAGAGAGCAAGAUGCAGAGGAAGAGACUCUAAAUUUGGAAGGCCUGGUUGCUCACCGUAUUGCUGAAUACAACGCUCGUAUUCGGGGCAUCAGUGAAAGCAUGACAUCCCAACAAUCUGACCGCCAUCGCUCCUAUUCCUUCUCUGGUGUUCGCUCUAGAGGAAUGACCCCGGAGGUGACGCAGGAGACAGGCAGGCGCCGGACAACAAGCGAGGGGCACUACCAGAGUGGCCAUGAUAAUGUUUCUGCUUCCCACUCGCCGGACUUCGCCAACAAUCUGGCUCUGAACCCGGGAGGAAGGCCCAAAGAGGGUCCUAUGCACAGUUACCGGGAAGCAUUUGAGGGUGAUGAGUCUGGACGGAAUUGCAACAGUCCUGCUUUUGAAGGUAGUGCUCGAUCUACUCCAGGUUUGACAAAGACACCUCUGUCUGCUCUGGGACUAAAACCUCAUCAACAAGACUCUGAUUGUAAAAAUGAACAGCAAGAUAAUCGCAGCAUUGGGGACUCGAGGCCACAGCCGUUCAGUGCUCCUCUGUCCUCCAGCAGUCCAGUCCACACCACUGAUGGAAGGAGGACUGGUUCUUCAGAUGGUGACCCCCACAGUCCCGCCUCCCCAUACACCCAUAGACCUGCCUCGCCUGAAGGCUCCCAGGUCAACAUCAUGGGUGUCCACACAGUUCCCGGCAGCCCAAACACCCUCCACCGCACAGUGGCCACCAACACCCCCCCCAGCCCAGCCCUUCAAAGACGCCUAGGUCAGGCCAGCCCCUCCCUGGCCAGACACCAGCCACCAGCCGGAGUCCCAUCCAGUCCUCUGAUUGGCCGAAACCCUAAAACCGCAACAGCAGGCGUCCCCCCAAGUCCACUAAUGGGGCGUCGCGCGCCGUCAAGUGGUCACAGCACACCUGAUGAGCUGGGCGCCGCCUCUCGGCAGGGGAGCACCCAGCCGCCUCCCACCCCCGCCUUCCCUGUCUCCCCACAACUUCCGGAGAAGAGACACAUGUCCAGUGGAGAUGCAGAGAGGACAGACAACAGGAACCUGACGGCAGCCAGCGGUGGCAGCGCGCCAAACCUUUCUGGCGCACAUACUCUCCCAGACGUCUCCAAGUCCAUCUAUGAUGGUUAUCCAGACAUAAGGAUGAAUGUUAAGUUUGUCCAGGACACUUCUAGGUUCUGGUACAAGCCUGACAUCUCUAGAGAACAAGCCAUCAGUCUUUUAAAGGACAGGGAGCCAGGAGCAUUCAUCAUCCGGGACAGUCACUCUUUCCGUGGAGCCUACGGUCUGGCCAUGAAGGUGGCAUGCCCCCCACCGACUGUCCAGCAAAACAAAAAAGUUGGCGACAUGACCAAUGAGCUGGUGAGGCACUUCUUGAUUGAGACCAGCCCCAAAGGUGUCCGUCUGAAAGGUUGUCCCAAUGAGCCCUAUUUUGGAUGUCUCUCUGCUCUGGUGUAUCAACACGCAAUGACUCCUCUGGCUCUGCCCUGUAAGCUGAUGAUUCCCACCAAAGAUCCAAAUGAAGAGGCGCUGGAACUCGCAACACCUACUGACCCAGUUGUUGAGCUUCUCAAACAAGGAGCAGUUCAGAAGGUUCCCGAGGAAGCCUAUGCUUGUAAUGUUCUCUUCAUCAACUCUGUGGACAUGGAGUCACUUACAGGGCCUCAGGCCAUUGCCAAGGCCAUUAGUCAGACGCUGACAACCAACCCUCUCCCUGCCGCCACCACUGUCCACUUUAAGGUGUCUAUGCAGGGUAUCACGCUCACCGACAGCCAGAGGAAAAUUUUCUUCCGGCGAUAUUAUCCCCUUAACACAGUGACCUACUGUGAUUUAGACCCCCAGGAUAGAAAGUGGGUAAAAGAAGGAGGUGGAUCAGUAAAGAUUUUUGGGUUUGUUGCAAGAAAACAAGGAAGCACAACAGACAAUGUCAGCCAUCUGUUUGCUGAGUUGGAACCAGAUCAGCCUGCCUCCGCCAUCGUCAGCUUUGUCUCCAACAUGAUGAAGCGGUGAAACCCUGAAACUUCACACGGCAGUGACCGGGUCGCAAUCAUCCGUCACAUCGUUGGUGUCGUUUUUAAAAGGACUCAACGUUGUCCUUCUUUCGGUUUGCUUUUCUGUUUCUCGCUUUCUCUCUUUUUUUUUCCUCUCUGCCUUGAUGGUUUGUCUUUCUUGAGUCAUAUCUACCUGAAGGCUUUGGAA